AUGGCGACUAACAUAAAUGACUCGUCUCGGGCUGAGACUACGACAACGAGUCUAUUCAAAGGCGCACGAUUCUGGCUAUCUCGAACUGUUCCACAAAGGUCGAGAUUUAAAGAAUUAAUCAAGCAAUAUGGUGGCACCGUUGUGCUGAUGGAGAAGGAUGCCGAUGUCAAGCUGGUGGAUCACACGAGGAAAGACCUGCCUGGUGACACCUUCUCCUAUCAAUAUGUAGAGCGUUCUAUCAACAAGGGACGACUCGAAGAUCUAGAAGCCCACCGGGUUGGGCCAUCUGCACCUCGUCCAAUGGGUGCAUUCAACAUCCCCACGAAAAGCACAAGAUCAUUCUUUACCCUGAAAGAGGAUCAGAUUGUGUUUGACUGGGUUGCACACUUUGAGCAAGAGCCAGGGGCACCUGUCCAAGGCAAUAGAAUUUACCAGGAUUUGAGUGAACUGUUCCCCGCUCAUCCAUGGCAGUCCUGGCGUAGCAGAUACAUGAAGCACCUGCGUGGCAAGGGCCGUCCAGGGGGCGGCAGCCCAGUACCAUAUUCGGAGCUUGUACAGUCUGCACAACCCCAAGGAGAACGCCCAAAGACCUUGCCUGCCCGAUCAUCUCCAAAAGGUUCCACAGAAAAACCAUCCACAGCAAAACCUAGUUCAAGGGUCCCUCAGUUGCCACCACCUGCUCGGGUACAAGCAAGUACAGCAAACAGCCCAAAACGAAAACGAGAUCCGGUCCCUGAGCCGCCAAAUCAACGGCGGAGGGACGUUUCACCUAUGAAAAGAAGAGCAAUUGAAUCGUCUACAAUUGCAGGCCCUUCCUCACGCCGUCCCCGUUCUGGUAGCCGGGGACCCCAAAUAGAGUCAUCAAACAUGGCAGCCACACCACCUUUUACUGCUCGCCCAGAAAGACGCUCUCCCGGUGUCUCAUCGUCAGAGACAGGACCGCUUCAAGGCCUUGGCAUUCCAGGUCUCUUCCCAGUCACUAACCCUUCCACACAAACCUCUCGUCGCGUCACUCGGGAGACUCCACAACGACCACCAAAUGCAGCAGAAUCACCAGCGCCGCCAGCUCCACCGCGACCAUUGGGGGACAAUGCCUUCGCACAGUCCAACCGAUUCAAGAAACAAGCACCGAACGCCAGACCACCAGUCAAAAAUAUCUUCGAAGACCCAGUGGACCCAAUUUUCCUAGAACUCCCAUUCUUACCAUCAAGCCCACCAUCUGAGGUGGUUGACGAUGACGAUGACACCUCCGAUGCGCCCGACGUCGAUACUUGGAUUGAUCAACGCCUGGCUCGAGGCGCUAAAGAAUCGCACGUGUUCGAAGCUCUGCGAUGCACAAGCAUGGUCCCAGAGAUGGCAGAUAAGGUUCUCAAAUAUCUCACCGCUGGGAAGGUAAUCCCCGAUGAUAUGCCCGGGGUCUGGACAGCCGAGGAUGAUGACUGUUUACAGGCAGCGGAGCAUUCGCGUGUACAGCGAGCGUUGACGAAGCACGGCGCAGAAGCGUACAAGGAUAGGUGGGAGUAUUUCAGCAUGGCCCGACAGACAGGGCUCAUUGAAUGA
This is a messenger RNA of Penicillium concentricum, 1560 nucleotides long. Its product is annotated as putative transcription factor Rap1. Gene Ontology annotation, molecular function: telomeric repeat DNA binding. The record is from RefSeq and is a predicted model, not a curated record. The transcript is spliced from 4 exons. Gene Ontology annotation, cellular component: shelterin complex. The coding region runs from base 1 to 1560 and encodes 519 amino acids. Gene Ontology annotation, biological process: telomere maintenance via telomere lengthening; regulation of DNA-templated transcription. Lineage: Eukaryota; Fungi; Ascomycota; Eurotiomycetes; Eurotiales; Aspergillaceae.